AUGCCGAAAGAUGCGGCGAAGAAGAAGGCCGAGAAGAAGGCAAGAGUAGCAGCCAAGACGGAAAAGAAGGAAAAGCAGAAAGACAAGAAGCUGUCGAAGAAGCCGAAAACCGACGACAGCGAUGACGAAAACGACGACCUUGAUGCGAUUCUGGCCGAGUACCAAAAACAACAAGAGCAAUUCCUCAAGGUGACCGAGACCAAUUCAGACCCGCCUUCGCCACGGACUUCUGGGACGCUCAUAGCAUCACCCAACAACAACGCCGAGAUCUUCCUCUUUGGCGGCGAGUACUAUAAUGGCGCCGUGGCUUCCUUCUAUAACGAUCUAUACGUCUACAAGGUCAACAGCGGCUCUUGGCGUAAAGUUACAAGCCCAAACUCGCCUUUGCCCCGAUCAGGACACGCUAUGUGCCACGGAGGUAACAGUGGCGGGAUAUACCUUUUCGGCGGCGAGUUCUCAAGUCCCAAACAGGGAACAUUCUAUCACUAUAACGACUUCUGGCGCCUAGAGCCUGGCACGAGAGAAUGGACGAAGCUAGAGGGGAAGGGCGGCCCACCUGCACGCAGCGGACACCGAAUGACCUACUUCAAGCAGUGGGUUAUCCUAUUCGGUGGCUUCCAAGACACGAGUAGUCAAACGAAGUAUCUGCAGGAUGUGUGGCUUUUUGACACUCAAAAGUUCGCCUGGUUCCAGCCUGCUUUGCCGCCUGCGGCGCAGAAACCAGAUGCGAGGAGCUCCUUUUCGCUUCUGCCGCAUGAGACCGGUGCCAUGCUAUACGGUGGCUACUCGAGAGUCAAGAUCGCGACAAGCGUGGCGAAGGCGAGUAAGGGCGGGAACCUGGGCUCCAGGAUCACAAUGAAGCCGGUCCUACACCAGGAUGCUUGGUUCUUACGCAUUACACCGCCUCCCCCCGACGUACCCUCGAGUACCCUACCCACAGUACGAUGGGAGCGCAGAAAGCGGCCAGUUAACACUCCGAACCCGCCACGAGCUGGUGCCUCGAUGACGUACCACAAAGGCCGUGGGAUAUGCUUCGGUGGCGUGCAUGACGUUGAGAAGAGCGAGGAGGGGAUUGAGAGUGAGUUCUUCAAUCAGCUGUUCGCUUGCAACAUCGACCGUAAUCGCUUCUUCCAGCUGAGUCUGCGAAGGCCGCGGACUUCGGCGAAGAAGGCAACGGCGGCAGCGGAGAAGGGUCGGCGCGGGAGAGCAAAGGCAGAUGAGGAGGAACUGCUUCGUAACCUUGCGCUGAUCGAAGGCAAAGGAGCCGUAGAGGUCGAGAUGAGUGAUGUAGAUGGGGUGCUCGGCACUGUUGUGGACGAUGAAGUGGCGGAGAAAGUAGGGAAGCCUCCGAUCUGGGAGAUGCCACACCCACGCUUUAACGCUCAGCUAGCCGUACAGGACGAUGCGUUAUACAUAUACGGUGGCACGUUUGAGAAGGAUGAUCGUGAGUACACGUUUGAUGAGAUGUGGGUUGUUGAUCUUGGCAAGCUUGAUGGCUGCAGAGAAAUCUUCAAGCGUGAGAUUGCCGACUGGCAAGGUAGCGAAGACGAAGAGAGCGAGGAUGAUGAAGAUGAUGACAUGGAAGACGGCGAUGAUGCAGAAGAGGACGGCGAUGGCGCAGAGCCUAGCACACCUGCCACGUCUGUGAGGGCGGAAGAGGACCGGCUGUCUGCAGCAGAACAGGCCGAGUCUAUCGAGGCGGCCACUGAGCCCUCGGAAGACACUGCUUCCAUGUCUUCUGCAUUGACUGACAAACUUCCUCACCCGCGACCUUUCGAGUCAUUGCGCGAGUUCUUCGCUCGCACCUCCACCGAGUGGCAGGACACGGUCCUGGAAUGGCUAAAGUAUCAGCGUGACGUUGAAGACACUUCGGUAAAGGAGAUUCGGAAGAAGGCGUUUGAUCGCGCAGAGCAGAAGUGGUGGGAUUGUCGUGAGGAGAUCCAAGCAAUGGAGGAUGAGCAGGAGGCUGCUGGGAUCAGCGAAGUUGUAGCUUUGGAGCAGAGGGGAGGAGGAGAGAGUAGUGGUGCAGGACGGAGGCGGUAG
This is a messenger RNA of Baudoinia panamericana UAMH 10762, 2043 nucleotides long. RefSeq lists its product as uncharacterized. The transcript has a single exon. Lineage: Eukaryota; Fungi; Ascomycota; Dothideomycetes; Mycosphaerellales; Teratosphaeriaceae. The coding region runs from base 1 to 2043 and encodes 680 amino acids. Gene Ontology annotation, molecular function: protein binding. The record is from RefSeq and is a predicted model, not a curated record.